UCGUAGCAGUGUUUUUUUGGGUAAAAUCGAUUGUCCUAAUACAAUUUCCCGUGCACUCCGUUGCCGGGAACCAUCGGUCUGCGAUGCCACAAGCUCGAAAUUGGAUCGGGACGUCCGGGACGUGCUUUUUGAAACGGGAGGAGAACGAGUGUUUGUUGGGGUCACAGCGACAGCUAGUUACACGGCUUGAAACCGGGACAACCCUCGAACCAAACAACCGAACCCAUCGGCUCGGAUCGGAAGACAUCGGAACCAAAACAGCGACGAGCCUCGCGUUGCGAAGCGAAGAGAAGAGAAGAAAGGACGGCCACGAUACACAAAGUACACACACAAUCGCCAUGGCAACACCACCGACCGACCCUUCCGCGGCACCCGGGAGCGAUGCGGGCCGGCGAGGGCCACCGCAGCCGCAGCCGCCCGGAGACGAAUCCCUGGCCGACGCCUUUGUCCGGGCCUUCGACAAGCAGCGGCCGACGCUGGCGGGCUUUGCCCGGUGUUCGAACCUGGACGAGCUGCGCAUCGUGAGGGACGGCUUCUACCUGGGCAUGGCCAAGGACCUCUGCCCCGAGGAGUACAAGAGGCUGGUGGUGGUGGUGCUGGAGCGGAGGUUCGCGGGCGGUGGUGGUGGCGGCGGCGGUGUGGAUACCGGGAUCGUGGAAGGGGGAAACCACGGAAUGCUGUCCAUGUCCUUUGAAGAAAUGGUGCUGGCGGCCCGGGCGUGCGACGAGGAGGAGGAGGACGACGACGACGAGAACCACGGAGACCACAGCGAGAAACAAAAGAACCAAACCGAAACCGACGCCACCAACGAGCCACCAGAAACAGAACCAGAAGAAGAACCACGGCGGAAGCGGCACGAUCCGGCCACCGCGGCGAGCCCGGCCGCGAAGGAUCCCCCGGACGACCGCCGGCGGAAGCGGUGCUGGAAGGACCUGCUGGAGUCCCUGUUCGCGGUCGCGGAAGCGGUCGGAUCGGAUCUGGCCUCGAUCUGGGGGGGGCUCGAGAACGGCCGGCUCCGCUGGCUGGCGGCCGUGGCCGCGGCCCACCCCCUCAAGGCCGUCCUGAAGGAGGCCCUGGCGCUGGAGGAGGACGCGAGCCAGGGGGAGGCGCUGAUGGUCUGGAUCUACGCCCUCUGCGUCCACCUAUCGGCGAACGUGGACGCCGGACCGGAACCCGGCGAUCCCUCCGGCCUGGCGGGGGCGGUGGAAGACUGGGUGGUGGCCGUGGAGAUGAAGGACCCGGUCCGGCCCCUCGAGGGGUUCCGGUCCGAGCUGUGGGACCCGGCGCGGGACGAGUGGAGGCCCCUCGACGUCGGCGCCCAGGAGGCCGCCGAGAAGGGCGGGGCCGACCUCCUGGAGGCCUGGGGGGCCUGAGGAGGUUGGGUUGGCCGCGGGGGCUUCCGGGAGCGACCGAGGGGGGGCCGGCGAAACCGCGGCGCGUGUGCCGAAACGAACGAACGAACGAACGACCGCAGGCGACGCCCUAAACCACCCUA
This is a messenger RNA of Pseudo-nitzschia multistriata, 1495 nucleotides long. NCBI's taxonomy places the organism in Eukaryota, Bacillariophyta, Bacillariophyceae, Bacillariales, Bacillariaceae. The record is from the annotation of a GenBank genome assembly.